GGUGUAAUCGGGGGCCGUAUAAUUUUUUUUUUUGUUCUUUCUCGUUAAACAACCACCACCAGGAUCCUUUUCUUUCAUAAUUUUUCUGCUGUUUCAUUGUCUGUUCUCUUGAUCUCUGCAAGCUUCUCAAAAUCUAAAUCAACGCUCUUGAUUUUCUCCUAGAUUCUCCCUAUCAAAAUCUUGCUGUAGUUUUGAAUUUGUUGUAGCUCUUACAUCCACAAAUGGUGCUGUCCAAGCGUGGCCAUAGAUUCUUCAAGUUUCGCUGCAACCCAGUUGAAUAUUUCAUGCCAAAGUCUCAAAGCUUAUCGUGAAUUAAUUCUCCACCACUAACGAAAUCAUAUUCUCCUGCUUUCUCUUCGUCUUCUUCAGUAGUCCCACUUUCUGUAUUAUUGUCACUUGCUUUCCUUAAGAUUCUCUUUCUUCACAGUUUUUUAUUCUGCUUGCUAGCUCUAUAAAAUCUUCGAUAUUUCAAUUCCUUUUUGGGUUUUAACGCAGAUGAUUGCCAAAGACUACGAGUAUAAUUCACAUCAAGUUGUGGAAAUGGCUUGGAUUAUGCUUUGUGUCGAUUAUUCAAGGCUGUUUUGGUUGUUAUUCGGAGUCUUUUCUUAUGAAAAUCAUGAGGGAAAGCCGCGGAUCAUCUAGCACUUGUAGAAUAUAUAAUAAUUCUCUUCUUUUUGUAUCCCAUCGAAUAAAAGAACACAGCCAGCUUUCUUCUUAUUUACUGUCGAGUCAGAUAAUAUUAGAAAUAUCUACUUCCAUAUUUAUACAAACAAAUAAGCUCUGAAAAUCUGCGGUUGAGGAUCUUUGAUUAAUUUCUCUGCCAUGUACAAGAAGAGUUCGAGUGGUUGCAUUGAUGGAGCCAAGACGCAGCUUCCAUACGUUGAAACAGAUCCAUCUGGUCGGUAUGGACGUUUGAGGGAAGUUCUUGGCAAAGGAGCCAUGAAGAUAGUUUACAAAGCAUUUGAUGAAGUCAUGGGCAUGGAAGUAGCCUGGAAUCAAGUGAAGCUCAAUGAUGUAUUCCGUUCACCAGAGGAAUUGCAGCGGCUAUACUGUGAAGUUCACCUUCUCAAGAACCUCAAUCAUGGCUCCAUCAUUCGGUUCUACACUUCUUGGAUAGAUGUCGAUCGAAGAACCUUCAAUUUCAUCACUGAAAUGUUAACCUCUGGCACCCUUAGAGAGUACAGAAACAAGUACCAGCGAGUUGACAUUCGAGCAGUCAAAAACUGGGCUCGUCAAAUUCUUGGUGCUCUUGCUUAUCUCCAUGGCCAUGACCCUCCAGUGAUACAUAGAGACCUCAAGUGCGAUAACAUCUUCGUCAAUGGCCAUCUUGGGCAAGUUAAAAUUGGUGAUCUUGGCUUAGCAGCUAUUCUCCGUGGCUCUCAACACGCUCAUAGUGUCAUAGGUACACCGGAAUUCAUGGCACCAGAAUUGUACGAAGAGCAUUACAACGAGCUGGUGGAUAUUUACUCCUUUGGCAUGUGUGUGCUAGAGAUGCUUACAUCUGAAUAUCCUUACAGCGAGUGCUCCAACCCAGCACAGAUUUACAAGAAAGUGACUUCGGGAAAGUUGCCAGAAGCAUUCUACAGAAUUGAAGAUGCAGAGGCCCGACGUUUUGUGGGGAAAUGUUUGGAGAAUGUUUCAAAGAGGUUGCCUGCUAAAGAACUCUUGCUUGACCCAUUUCUGGCAUCUGAUGAAGGCGAUAUACUGAAAGUCGCUAUGCCAUCCUUUGUCUAUCCAAAGUUGACAAAGACUACAAAUAUGACCAUCACUGGCACAAUGAAUCCUGAAGAUGACACCAUUUUUCUCAAAGUAAAAAUUUCAGAUAAGGAAGGUCAUAGCAGGAACAUAUACUUUCCAUUUGAUAUUUUCCAUGACACAGCAACUGAUGUUGCUUUGGAGAUGGUUAAAGAAUUGGAGAUAACUGAUUGGGAGCCACUUGAAAUUGCUGCAAUGAUUGAGGAAGAGAUAUCUUCUUUGGUCCCUAAUUGGAAGGCGUAUUGUGGCUCACCUAAAUUCCAUCAUCAAUAUAGCUUCAGCUAUGAAGACGAAGAUGAUGAUGCAGUGAUCCAUGGCCACCAUCCUUUCUACUCCAACUCUUCCUAUUCCUCCUCCCAGUCUUCUCUUCCAGAUUUCAUUUCUUCUUCUCACAACUGGCUUCAACAAUGUGAAGACUUGUUGAAUAACGAUGAUGCAAGUUCCAAUGGCUCCUUUAACUCUCUAAACUACUCAAACUUGGAUUACUAUUCGGGCAACGAAGAAGAUAAUUUCGAUGUAAGUCAUAGAGGAGAGCCUCUCCACAUUACGAGGACCAACAAGACUACAAGAUUUUGCCCCACAACAAACCAUAAACAGUGCAAUGAAAAGGUAAAUUCAUGGAAAGCUUAUGGCUCCAAUAUCCAUCAAAGAAAGGUGUCCAGGAUUCGUUCAAUGGUGGACGUACGCAGCCAGCUUUUGCACCGCUCACUAGUAGAGGAGAUCAACAAGAGGCGCUUGUUUAAGACUGUUGGGGCCAUUGAGAACAUUGGAUACCAUGAACCAGGAAAUAGUAGCAGCAGCAGUGGAGAUGGGUUGUACGGGAGAUGUUCUUCCAGUACAAGAUGAAUGGUGGAUCACGACGAAUAGCAGAGAUUUGAGAGUGGGGUUAAAGUUAAUUGCCCCCCCUAAUCUCAUAGUUUAUAAUGUUAUUUAAUUUUUCAUUGCCUUAUGGUGUGAUUCAUUAAGUAUGUACCUUUUGUGACACUUUGAAUAUGGAGAGAGAGACAGACAUGCCUCCUAAUACUCCUACCGUGGAAAGUUUGUCAAAUAAUAAUAAACUGGUGUGAGGUUGAAGUAA
Mangifera indica (mango) is the source of this 2833-nucleotide messenger RNA. Its product is annotated as probable serine/threonine-protein kinase WNK5. Gene Ontology annotation, cellular component: cytoplasm. Gene Ontology annotation, molecular function: ATP binding; protein serine/threonine kinase activity. The record is from RefSeq and is a predicted model, not a curated record. The transcript is spliced from 5 exons. Bases 823 to 2601 code for a protein of 592 amino acids. Lineage: Eukaryota; Viridiplantae; Streptophyta; Magnoliopsida; Sapindales; Anacardiaceae. Gene Ontology annotation, biological process: intracellular signal transduction; protein phosphorylation.